AAACCAUCACCAGAAAUCACAAGAGGAAAAGUGACUGUCAUAAUGUCAGAGCCAAAAGCAGCUAAUGUGGACAAAAAGAAGUCUCCAGCUCCCGGCUAUGCAGGUCGUAGAUCUAUCCCACCAAACGUCUCCAAUGCCGAUGAAGAUGAAGUUCCCAUCAGGGAUACUUUUGGUCUCAUCCCAAGGGGUGUUGACACGACAGAUUAUCUGACAGUUGACAAUGUCGAGCUGUUCAAGCAACAACAUGAGAAAAAUAAGAAAGAGCAUCACACUGAUAGAUUCUUCAACAACAAACUGAUCGUGCGCCGUGGACAGACUUUUGACAUUAAGAUCGACUUUAACCGUCCAUAUGAUCCAGAAAAAGACCAGUUUUGGGUGGAAUAUGUUAUAGGUCGCUACCCACAACAAAGCAAAGGAACAUACAUACCAAUCCCUAUCGUGGAAAACCUAGAAGUCGGAAAAUGGGGAGCAAAAGUUAUUCUUGAGGAAGACAACUCUAUUACUUUGUCUAUAUUAUCAGCACCUGACUGCAUCAUAGGCAAAUUCCGCAUGUAUAUUGCUGUAUUAACUUCUUAUGAGAUACGGAGGACACCUAGAAACUCUAACACAGACACAUACAUUCUCUUCAAUCCUUGGUGCAAAGAAGAUGCUGUUUACAUGGAUGACGAGAGGGAAAUAGAAGAAUAUGUCAUGAAUGAUGUUGGUGUCAUUUUUAAUGGAGAAAUUAGCAAUAUUAAGAAAAGAAGCUGGGAGUAUGGACAGUUUGAAGAGAGGAUACUUGAUGCUUGCCUUUUUUUAAUGGAUAAAGCUGAACUUGAUCUCUCUGGAAGAGGCAACCCGGUCAAGAUCAGCCGUGUUGGAUCUGCAAUGAUAAAUGCCAAAGAUGACAAUGGUGUGAUUGUCGGAAGCUGGGGUAAGGAUUAUUCCUUUGGAGUAUCUCCAUCUGCCUGGACUGGAAGUGUGGAAAUCCUGCUAGAAUACUUCAGCUCCGGAUUACCAGUGAAAUAUGGACAGUGUUGGGUCUUUGCUGGUGUAUUUACUACAUUUCUGCGAUGUCUUGGAAUUCCUGCACGACUUGUUACCAAUUAUUUUUCUGCCCAUGACAAUGAUGCCAAUCUACAAACUGAUUUCUUUCUGGAUGACGAUGAUACAAUUAACACCACACUCACUAAGGACUCCAUCUGGAACUAUCACUGCUGGAAUGAAGCCUGGAUGAGCCGACCAGACCUUCCAGUUGGCUUUGGAGGAUGGCAGGCAGUAGAUGCCACACCUCAGGAGACCAGCGAUGGUAUGUACAGAUGUGGACCUGCAUCUGUUCAAGCCAUUAAGCAUGGUCAUGUCUGCUUCCAGUUUGAUACACCCUUCCUAUUCUCUGAGGUAAACAGUGACAUUGUUUAUUACAAUGUAAAGAGAGAUGGAUCAAAAGUCAUUCGGAAUGUUGAUAAAACACACGUGGGACAAAAAAUAUUAACGAAAGAAAUAGGAGAAGAUGGACGACAUGAUAUAACUGACCUUUACAAGUUUUCAGAAGGUACUGAGGAAGAGAGACUGGCGCUCGAGGCUGCUCUUAUGUAUGGUGUCAAAAAGGAAAUCCGAGAAGAGGAACAGCUACCGUCUUCGAUUGACACUACAAUGGAAUUUCAGGAAGAUAAUGCAGUAUUUGGCAGUGACUUCAAAGUCACUUUAACAUUCAAGAACCAAAGCUCAAAUCUUUAUACAGUGUCAGCCUUUCUAACUGGACACGUUGUAUUUUAUACUGGGGUACUGAAAGCGGAGUUCAAAAACAAGAAACUAGAAGUUAAUUUGGAUCCACUAUCCACUAAAACGGCAGAAGUUCAAAUAAAAGCCAGUGAGUACAUGAGCCAUCUUGUGGAACAAGCCUCUCUACAUUUUUUUGUCACUGCUCGGGUCAAUGAAACAAAGAAGAUAAUGGCCAAACAGAAGAUUGUUGUAUUGCAUGUUCCUGAGUUGUCUAUUAAGACAAUUGGGGAGAAGAUGGUUGGAAAGGAAAUGACUGUCGUAGUGGAGUUCACUAAUCCGCUGAAGAAGAAACUUGAGAAUGUUAUCCUGCGAAUGGGUGGACCAGGUGUUAUGAAAACCAAAACUCAAAUUUUCAGAGAAAUCCCUGGAAACAAGACGGUGAGAUGGGAAGAAAAGUGCACCCCAAGCAGAGCAGGUUCAAGGAAAGUGAUAGCAACUCUCGACUCUGAGACCCUUCGACAUGUGUAUGGAGAGCUGAACAUAGAAAUCUUGAGUGCAGACUAUUAGUGAAGCAGUUCUGCAAUUAGAGUUUUACGGACAAGCUCAUUACUAGUAUUAUAAUUACCAGAACACAUUUAUAUACAAUUGCGGGGUCUGCAAUACUUAAUGAAGUAUGAAUAAAUAAUAUUAGACAUUUAUAUUAUGGAGCAUUAUUGAAGUGGUAAGCUGUUCCGCUAACUCUCAUUACUAUAAAAAAAAAAAAAAAACUUCCAAUAUUUUUCAAACUGACACAUAUGCAGUUCUGGUAGUAAGUAUGAUGGAGCGAGGUACUGGGGGCAUGGUCAUGUGCCACUGCAAAUGGCGGAAAUCUCUGUACAUGUGCAGGGGUCACAGCUGCACUAUUUUGGAGGUGUGGCUGCCCAUCAGAGAGGCAUGAGGCAGGCAUCAUCGGCAGAGGGAGGCCUCUCUGGUUAGUCUGUGUCCACAGGCUAGUGCAGGCCAUGUAUACAGGAACCCUCCAUAGGGAUGUAGUUAUGUAACCGGCGGUCAGAACACCGCCGGUCACAAUACUGGUCCCCACAUCUCGCCUCCUCACAAUCCCUACAGUCGGCAUGCCGACUAACAGGGACUAUUUCAUGACACCCGUAGAGUGGGAAUAGAACCUACCCCCUCCCCAUCCCCCCUGCCGGGUUCCCGGCGUUGGUAUGGUGACCGGCGGUCAUGCAUUACCAACCCCCCUCCAUACUGCUGUGUUUUCAACCUUGUACACAAGUCUAUUAAAAUAAGUAAAAAUUCCUAAAACAUUCUGAAUACAUUUGGUAGCAUUGCUUAGCAAUCUGUUUACACUGACAAGAAGCAUGGACACAAAGCACAAAUCUGGAAAAAGUCCUAUUUUAAGCAUUACUCUGUAAACAGUUAAAUCACAUUUUUUCUAAAAUUACUUUUGUAGGAAAAAUCUGCCACAUAGAAUUCUUCCAUAUAAUGAAUCACAUGGAAGUCACAGUGAGUUCAGAAAUACCGUGUAGCUCAUUGUUUCAUUUAGGACUUGUAAAGUCAUAGUACGUGAGAACAGAUAAAUAUACAGCACAUGAGACUCCUUACUCACUGGAAAGGAAGCCACAAAUUAUACACCUCUCACUCUUCUCUAAGUCAUGUAGAAAUGGGAACACAAUACAGUACAUGUCCCUCAUGCAACAACCUCGUGGAUGCCAAUAUACUAGUACCUGGCAGAGGAUCCGCUUUCUGUAAAUCAGUGAAUUUCUAAUUAAUAAUUUUUCAGAUAGUCUCCAAAUAUUUUUCUGAAAACAUUGAUGUAAUCCCAGCACUUUUUAUAUGCAUGCGUUAGUGACAGUGCUCUGGGUUUUAAUUGGAAAUAUUAACUUUUUCAUUAGCUUUUAACUAUUUCAUUUGCUUUUUAAUAGC
Molecule: messenger RNA, 3624 nt
Organism: Pseudophryne corroboree (corroboree frog)
Lineage: Eukaryota; Metazoa; Chordata; Amphibia; Anura; Myobatrachidae
Gene: F13A1
Product: coagulation factor XIII A chain
Exons: 15
Coding region: 43-2268 (741 amino acids)
Biological process (GO): peptide cross-linking; blood coagulation, fibrin clot formation
Molecular function (GO): protein-glutamine gamma-glutamyltransferase activity
Source: RefSeq, a predicted model, not a curated record